AUGUUAGUCUCAUGGAACAUAAGGGGACUCAAUAAAGUAGGCAAAAUGCGUGAGAUUAAGUCCAGUCUCCAAGAACUUAAGCCUGCAAUAAUCAUUUUGAUUGAAACAAGAGUCAAAGAACCAAAAGCAAAGGCCAUUCGAGAAAAAUUGUUGUUGUAUGAUAAUCACAUGGACAACUACAAAGACCACACAAAUGGGAGGAUAUGGAUUCAUUGGGACAGAAACAGGGUGGAUAUGAGAUUUCUACAAAGUACCAGCCAAUUUAUCCACUGUGGUGUAUAUGAUAACAGUGGAACACUCAAACACUGGUUGACUGCUGUUUAUGCACAUAACCAGUUACACAGAAGAAGAAUCCUAUGGAGAGAAAUUGAACACAUGUCUAGUCACAUCCAAGGUCCUUGGUGUAUCAUUGGUGAUUACAAUAAUGUAAUCAAAGCCCAAGACAGAAUCGGAGGUAACCUGGUAACUGAAAAGGAAUAUGAGGAUCUGAAAAGAAUGAUGGAGAAUACUGGUUUAAGUGAGAUGGAUAGCAUUAGGGACCAUUUCACAUGGUCCAAUAAGCAAGCAGUUGCACCCAUCUACUCAAGGAUUGACAGAAUUUUGGGUAAUACUGAAUGGUUCCUCACCAAUAUGGAAACUGUGUUGAAAAUACUUCCACCAAAUAUUUCUGAUCAUGCAUUGCUUUACUUAGACACAAAGGAACAGAGGAAAACUGCUAAACAUUUUAAGUUUAACAAUUACCUUACUGAACUGCCUGGUUAUGAUGCACUAAUCAAGAGGAACUGGGAUGUGUAUAUGAGAGGUAGUCCAAUGUAUGUAUUAUGGCAAAAAUUCAAAAGAUUGCAACAUGAACUAAAAACCUUUAGCAAGCCUUUUUCUGAUGUCAAAAACAAACUAACAGCAGCCAGAGACAACCUCAAAAACUUACAAAAGCAGCUGAUUAGGGAUAAGAUGAAUACCACCGUAAUUGGAAAUGCAAUAAAUCUGACUGAGGAAGUGGUAGCACUAAACAAGAUUGAAUGGAAAAUAUUACAACAAAGGGAAAAAAUCGACUGGAUUAGGAAAGGAGAUGGAAAUAAUCACUACUUAUAUGUUGCUGUCAAAACUAAACACCAUUCCAACUGCCUUACCAAUCUGCGAAAGAGUGAUGACAGGAAACUAUCAGACCAAAAUGACAUUGAAGAGGAAGUGAUGGAAUUCUACAAAAAUCUGAUGGGCAAAGAGGAUAACAAUAUUAACCAUAUAGAUAUUGAGGCAAUGAGAAUGGAAAAACAACUCAACAUGGAGCAGAGGGAAUACCUCACCAGAAAUAUCAUAGAGGAUGAUAUCAUCAAAGCCCUUAGAGGAAUUGGAGACCUCAAAGCACCAGGCCUGGAUGGUUAUGGAGCCAAAUUCUUCAAGGCCAGUUGA
Messenger RNA from Lathyrus sativus (Indian pea), 1410 nucleotides. The record is from the annotation of a GenBank genome assembly. Lineage: Eukaryota; Viridiplantae; Streptophyta; Magnoliopsida; Fabales; Fabaceae.